UGUUUUAAGCGGCAUUGCUUCCCGAAGGUUACCGUGAGGUGAGAGCUACACAGCCGCGGAGCGUCACUGCUGGGGUGUUGUGGCCAGGAGUGUUUGGCCUAUCUGUAGCGCUAGUGUUGGGCUCAGGAAGUAGUGAAAAGCUGAGGGCGAGGUGAAGUCUCUGUGGAGCCCGUAGGCUUAGCAAUGAAGAGGAUAUUUGGGUUCGGGAGUAAGAAGGGCGUGUCGCCCUUGGGCUCCGCUUCUGUUGGGCAGAAGAAUAAUAGGAUUGACAACUUCCUGAUGGGUUACCACGUCCGAGACAGAGAUCUCGGAAAGAUCCACAAGGCUGCCUGCGUGGGCAACGUAGCGAAAGUGCAGCAGAUUCUGUUCUUGGGGAAAAAUGGCGUGGAUGAUAGAGACAAGAUGAACAGGACUGCUCUCCAUUUGGCCUGUGCCAAUGGCCAUCCAGAAGUGGUGACCCUCCUAAUAGAGAGGAAAUGCCAUCUUAACCUCUGUGAUAAUGAAAACAGGACAGCUCUCAUGAAGGCCGUACAGUGCCAGGAAGAGAAAUGUGUAAACAUACUGUUGGAAAAUGGUGCCGAUCCAAAUAUUAGGGAUGUGAGUGGCAACACUGCUCUCCACUAUGCUGCCUUUGGUGAUAAUAUAUCCAUAAUAGAGAAGCUGCUGCUAUACAAUGCAAAUACUGAAGCAAUAAAUAAGGAUAACUUCACACCACUUCUAGUUGCUGUAAAUGAAAACAAACAGCAAAUAGUGGAAUUUUUAAUAGAAAAGGCAGCAAAUAUACAUGCAGUUGAUAAAUUAAAAAGCAAUUACGAAAUAAUUUGCAGACAUAAAGAAGAAAUCAUGCUUAAAAAUUCUUUGCAAAAUAGCAGUCCAGUAGAAGAUAAGAAUUCUGAGGAAGACUCUUUAACCAGGCUUUCCGACAAACCUGGUAUUGAUGAUUCAUGGCCUACAUCAGAUAGCGAAGACUUAGAUUUUGGUACCAAGAAUGUCCCGAAACCAAGUGUAGCAAAGCUACUGCAUUCUUCUGGGCAAUUCAUGAAAAACAUGAGAGCAAAACGUGGCUCUGUGAAAGCAGAAGGUGGAACAUUAUCUGAGGACAAUAAUCCUGAUUCUGAAAAUGAAGAUGUGGGUGAAACUCUUUCCAAACCACCAACCAGAGAUUAUGGCGAUUCUCUUCCUAUUUUUCCAUCAGCUAAAUCUCUUCUAAAACCUUCUCUCAAGACGUUAGCUGUCCUUGGUCUUCCAAAGGAAGGAACAGCAAAGUCAGCAAUGGAAGCAAAGGAAGAUGGUAUUGGUAUUAUUGAAAAUGUGCCACCAGAGCAAACAGUUAAUGACAGUUUGACUUCUGGUGGAGUGCAUAAAAAUUACAGAAGUGAUAUGAUGUCAGCAUUAGGAUUAGGAGAAGAGGAAGAUGUAGAAUCACCUUCUGAUCCUGAGAGUAUGUCUGAGAGUCCAAACAAAUAUGUUCCUCAUUUAUCUGGAGCUGCGGAUCAGAAAGGGCAAAGUAUAUUAAAUGGACAAGUAGAAGAUGUGUUUUAUAUACCUUCUUGCAUGAGUGGAUCAAGAAACUUUAAGAUGGCUAAACUAGAGGAUACAAGAAAUGUAGGCAUACCAGUAACCCACAUGGAUCCUCCUGAAAAAUAUCCUCACUUGAAGCCUACCGUUGAAGUGGAAGAUUCUUUUUCUGAUAAAACAGUAGGAAUGAAAGAUAUACAGACAUCCAGAUCAGAUUUUUCGGAUUGGGAGUCUACUAGUUUGACCUUCGGUAAUGAGACUUGUCAAACAUCCAAGAAUUUGAAGGUUGAUGAUAAAUGCACAUUUGUAUCACAACCAAUGAUCAAAAAUCAGUCAGCAUCCACAGAUUCUGGACCGAUAACCUUAAUAGAUAAAGAAAAGAUUAAUAUUGGAACUGUGCUGCUGUUAGGUAAUUGUACACUCCAUGACCUGAGUGAAUCACAGUUACCAGAAAACAGAGAGAGCAAAGAAGCAGACCUAGACUUAGAAUUAACAUCAGUGGAAGAGCGAGAAAGGCUUGAUGGAAGUGAAAAUAACCACCCACAGUAUCAAAUUCCAUUAAAGGUUGAAGAAAAAAAGAAGCACAGAAGUAGUGACAUGGAAGUAUCAGAAAACAUACAUGAUGCUGCGGCUGCUGGAUUAAUUCAACAAAGAAAGAAUGGAAAAACUGAUAACCAUCAAUUUCCUAUUACAGAAAAUAAAGAUUCUGAUAGUGAACCUGGUUUACAUAAGAAGUUAAAGAAAGGUGAAGAUGAAGAAGGGACAUCAGAAGAAUCUGUGAUCACACCAGUGUUGAAGAAGGCCGAUUCCCUAACUGGUGGUCUACUACAAAUGAAUGAGAACAGCAGUUUAAGUGAAAAGGAUCAGCAUGAAAGCAGACCUGCAAAGAAAAUUUCUAAGAAAAAGAACAAGGUCAAAAAGCAAGUUACGUCUAUGGAUGACCUUGUCGACUUAAUUCAGUCAUCUGAAACAGCUUCAGAGGAUUGUGAGUUGCCUUACUCUAAGAAUUUCAUGUUGCUAGUUGAACAACUUGGCAUGGAUUGUAAAGAUACUGUUGGCUUCUUGAAAAUCCAAGAUAUAGUUCUUUCCUAUGAAAGAUUAAUGAAACUUAACAAAAGUCACUGUAAACUACUUACAGGAAAAAUUAAAAAAAUGGAAAAAACAGUUAGUGCACUACAAAACGAGCUACGAGAAGCAAAAGACAUGAAAUCACGGUUAGAGCAUCAAAAAGUGGAAUGGGAACAUGAAUUCUGCAGUUUGAGAUUUACUUUAAAACAAGAAGAAGAAAAAAGAAGAAAUGCUGAUAUGUUAUAUGAAAAAAUUAGGGAGAGGUUAAGAAGAAAAGAAGACCAAUAUAAUAAAGAAGUUGAAACAAAACAACAAUUUGAACUCGCUCUUAGAACACUAAACAUGGAAUUGAAGGCCGCAAAAAAUCAUUUGAAUCAGGUUGUAGAAAAGUGCAGUGACACUCAGUGGCAACUUUCUCCACCACAGAAUGCCAGAGAAUUCCAGGAUGGAAUUCUAAACAAUCACCUUUGCAAACAAAAGGAGAUAGAAAUGGCUCAUAAGAAAACUAAUUCUAAGCUUUCUGAUAGUCAUGAGAAAAAACAAGACCUGUUGCAUAAAAACCACAUGUUGCAGGAUGAAAUUGCCAUGCUAAGACUGGAAAUAGACACCAUAAAAAAUCAGAACCAGGGAAAGGAAACGAAAUAUUGUGAAGACAUUGAAAUUGUAAAAGAAGAGAAUGACAAUCUUCAAAAGACCAUAAAACAGAAUGAGGAAACAUUAUCAAAAACAAUAUUCCAAUAUAGUGGACAGCUUAAUGUUCUGACUGCUGAGAUUACGAUGCUAAACUCUAAACUGGAGCAUGAAAAACAAAAUAAAGAAAGCCUGGAAGCAGAAGUUGAAUCAUACCGUGCUAGACUGGCUACUGCUGUACACGAUCAUGAUCAGAGUCAGACAUCAAGAAGAGACCUAGAACUUGCUUUCCAGAGAGCAAGAGAUGAAUGGUUUCACUUACAGGACAAAAUGAAUUUUGAUGUGUCUAAUCUACAAGAUAACAAUGAAGUUCUUUCUCAGCAACUUUCUCAAGUUGAAAGUAAACUCAAUGCCCUGGAAAUUGAGCUCCAUCACACAAAAGAUGCUCUCAGAGAAAAGACUUUAGUUUUAGAAUGUGUACAAAGGGACCUAAGCCAAACACAAUGCCAGAAGACGGAAAUUGAACACAUGUAUCAGAACGAACAAAGUAAAGUGAAUAAAUACAUUGCAAAGCAGGAAUCCUUAGAGGAAAGGUUAUCUCAACUACAAAGUGAAAAUAUGUUGCUUAGACAGCAACUAGAUGAUGCUCACAACAAAGCGGACAGUAAAGAAAAGCUAGUAAUUAAUAUCCAAGACCAGUUUCAGAAUAUCAUAAAAAAACUUGAAGCUAAAAGUGAAGAACAAGGUCUUAUGCUGGGAGAAAGAAAUAAAGAGUUAAUCGAUGAAUGUAAACAUUUAAAAGAAAGAAUGUAUCAUUAUGAAAAUGAGAAAGCAAAAAUAGAAGUAGUUAUGAGACAACUUCAACAAGAACUGGCUGAUACUCUGAAGAAACAGUCUAUGUCAGAGGCUUCCCUGGAGGUUACAUCACGUUAUCGUCUUAGUUUAGAAGAUGAGACACGGGAUCUAAAGAAGAAAUUAGGUCAAGUCAGAAGUCAGUUGCAAGAAGCACAGGAUCAACAUGCAGAGGCCGUAAGAUAUGCUGAGAAGACGAAAGAUCAUAUGCAAAAGCUAGAGGUUAAAAAUACCAGGCAAGAAGAAACCAUCAAACAGCAAGCAGCCCAAAUUCAAGAUCUUCAGAGCAACUUGUUAAGGACAAGUUUGGCUGAUGACCUUACAACAAAACUGGAAACUACAUCUUCAAAAUGUCUUCACCUGGAUGCAAAAAAUCAAGUUCUUCAACAGGAGUUAUUGUCAAUGAAAGCUUUAGGAAAAAAAUGUGAAAAACUAGAGAGCAAUAGCAAGAAGUUACAACAAGAAGUCGUAAAAUUGAAAAGUUUUAUGGAAAUGAAUAUGGUAGAACGCAGUCAAGUGGAACAGUAUAAACGGGAGAUUGAAGAAAGAGCACGACUGGAGAUAGUAGAAAAAUUAAAGGAAGUCAAUCUGUUUUUACAGGCACAAGCAGCAGCUCAAGAAAACUUAGACCAGUUAAGAGAAAAUGCUCAUGCUUCAAUGAGAAGUCAAAUGGAACUUAGAAUUAAAGAUCUGGAAUCUCAGGUCUCUACAAUGAAGACUUCUCAAGAAGAUUCUACUAAAACAGAGUUGGAAACAUACAGGCAACUCUACCUAGAAGAAUUAAAAGCUAGAAAGUCCUUGAGAAAUAAGCUGAACAGGACUAAUGAGAGACUGUCAGAAAUCAAUACAAAACUUCUGGUAGAGAGACAGCACCAAACUUUACUCAGCACUCUUACUAUGAGGUCAGGCCUGGAACCACCUUAUUGUGGACAUUUUGAAAAUAAUUUAGUGCUCAAUAGAAAUCUUACUCCAAGAGGAAACUUAGUGAUUCCUACCUCAAACCCACGGCCGUCAUAUGACUAUAGGGAGACUUCCUUGUGGAAGAUGCAGUGGGAGUUGGAAAAAAGUAUAACCAAAGCACUAGAAGAAGCUGCUACUGAAUUUGAAUCAGGAUCCUGUAGAACUCCUUUAGUAUCUACUGAUGAUUCAAUUCUAAAUCAAGACCUGGUAUGGAAAGCGUCACAAGAAUAUGUACAGAUUUUGAACAAAAAGUAUAUGAUUUGAAAAAUAAAUAGAAAAAAUUUACUGGAUGCUUACAAAACAUUUUCAUUGUUUCCCAAUUGAACACACUAUAUGGUAAAAUCUUGAUUAAAGGAAAAUGUUUUUGUAUCAUAUGUGUGUGAUGAAAAUCUGUAUAAUAUUUUAAACUAUGUUUCUUGGCAUCUCAUUAACUUUUAAGCACAUUUUGUACGUGGAAACCAGCACUAGAGGGUUUUACAUACUUCAGACCACUCCACUACCAGCUGUUUGAACAGCACCCAAACAACCAAGUUGCCAUUAAUACUUAAGUAGUGUUAAUGGAUGGCUUUUGUAUUUUCCAAUUUUUGUUACUAUAUGUGGACCUAAAGAUUUAGACAUUAUUUUGAUGUAUUCCUGCUAUGGCUAUUGCCAAUGUUUGUAUGUAUUACAAUUUUUUAUAAUGCCAUAAAACCUAUGUAUAAUUGUAAACACUGAUUCAUAGCUCUUUCCACAUGGAGAAAUAAAAUUUGCCUAAGGCUUUUCA
Neofelis nebulosa (Clouded leopard) is the source of this 5791-nucleotide messenger RNA. RefSeq names its product ankyrin repeat domain containing 26 (gene ANKRD26). Lineage: Eukaryota; Metazoa; Chordata; Mammalia; Carnivora; Felidae. The transcript has 33 exons. Gene Ontology annotation, molecular function: protein binding. The record is from RefSeq and is a predicted model, not a curated record. Bases 184 to 5292 code for a protein of 1702 amino acids.